Messenger RNA from Portunus trituberculatus (swimming crab), 5821 nucleotides. Its product is annotated as RNA-binding protein 33-like. Lineage: Eukaryota; Metazoa; Arthropoda; Malacostraca; Decapoda; Portunidae. Gene Ontology annotation, molecular function: RNA binding. The record is from RefSeq and is a predicted model, not a curated record. Bases 151 to 3993 code for a protein of 1280 amino acids. The transcript is spliced from 15 exons.
GGACGGCUUCACUACCGGCCAUCAUUGCCCGUCGCGACUUGUUUACAGUGUAGGCGUGGGAAAGGCGGUGAUGUUUACCCUAUUUCACCCUUAUUAGUAACUUCCCCUUGGUCCAAAUAGUGUCCAGGAGAGCCAGUGCCCCUCGCAGAGAUGGCAGAGCUUGAAGAAGAGCUGAUUGGUGAGGAUCUUGACUAUGAGUAUGACUUGGAUGAGGAAGAGGAAGAGGCACUGCUGGCAGGAGAAGAUCCUUCACAUGAGGGAGCUGUUGAUGACAUAAUUGAGUUAAGAGUGGAAGAUGAGUUUGAUGAGGAUGAUGGUGGUCAGAUGGGCCAUACCAAGAGUGUCCACAGUAGACUACAGCCUGCCGAGUCAGUGUUUGAAGAGGACCUGGAACAUCAGUAUGAGGAUUCAUCAAUGAGUAAUGUUCGAGUGGAAACCCAGAAUAUCGUUGAGGAAGAAGAGGAGGAGGAAGAAGAAGAGGAAGAGGAUGAUGAAGAGGGGAGAAGCCGUGACAGAUUCAAGAGUGAGCGGUCCAAGAUCUCCCUCACCAACACCACAGUGGAACGCAUCAUCCCAGAGUCCCUUGAUGAAGUUCAAGUGAAGAAGCAUGAUUUGGUGGACAACAGAAGAGGCCACGGUGGACGGGGAGGGUAUGGGCGGGACCGUGGCCGAGGGUGGGGUGGUGGUGGUGGCGGAAACUGGGGUCGUGGAAUGAACAGAGGGUGUAAUGGGCCCCCACCAAGAGGAGGAAUGCUACCCCAGCCUCACCUGUCCCGUUUCCAGCCUCCCAGACCUAUGCAGAUUCCAACAUGGGAGCCACUCAUGUAUGCUGCACAGAUGCAGAUGUCCAAGGCGGGGAUGCCCAUGAACCGCAACGGCCCCCCAGGGAUGGGUCGGCCUCCUCCUCUCCCCAUGGUGUCCCUGGCCAACUCCCUCAUCCAGCGGCCUCCACCACUCAUGAGCCACAAUCCAGGCUUCCCUAGACUGCAGAUCAGGAAUAGUUCUCAGUGGAGUACAGGUGUGCUUCCCUUGGGGGCUGGAGCAAUACUGAACCAGUUUGUGCAGCAGUCCCAGCCCAUGCCCAGGGAUGACUUGCGCAACUCCCUCAAAAGACACAAUGAGCCACCCAAUAUUCCACCAAAGCAGAUGAGAGUUGGUCAGCCACCUCCUCCCAUGAACAACCAACAGGCCAUGGCAAGGAAGAAGCUCAACAAUGCCAUGAAUCGUCAGCGUGGUGGCCCCGUCAAGAAGACUCCCAUCAGCUCCAGGCUGUCAAUGCCGCCUGCCAACACCAACCCCAACCUCACUACCAUCAAGACUGUGGACAUUGGACAGAUGAACAAGCAGGGACAGGACAGCAGACCUCAACAAAACCAAGGAAACAACCAGUCACAGAAUCAGCAAGGUAAUCAGUUUAACAGGGGUAACCAGCAGCAGCAGAAACAGCAACAGAAGCAGCAACAACCAUCUCAAAAUCAACAGCAAGAACAGAAACAGAAAGAACUGGAACAAAAAGAGCAAGAUAACAGACAGCAAGGGAUGCUAAUAAAAGAUUCACCUAAGUCAGCAGACAAAAAUGCACCUGAGGAAAUGGUCAUUGAUGAUCCCGAGUAUCAUAAAAAACUGUUACGUCAGAAGCAGCUAAGGGAACAGCUGUUAGCCAAGAAGGAAGCUCGUCGAAAGGCUGCUGCUGUUAUAAAGGCAAGUGAAAUUGCAACAAGGAAGGCACGACAGGAGAUGGAAAACAAGAAAUCUGAUGGCCCAAAACCUGGAGACCAGCAGGUGCCACCGGCUCACCUGCCUCCCCAACAGGAACAGCAGCAGGCCAAGCAGCACCAGCCACCACCUGGGAGAGGACCAAAAGGGCCAGGAGGACCAGGAGGACCAGGCCUGGACCACCCUCACCAUCCAGCUGGCAACUCUGGCUUGUCACAGAGCCCCACACGGCAGCCAUUCAACAGGCAGCGAGGUGGUGCAAACUCCAAUCGAGGAAGAGGCGGUAUGCACCACAACCAGCCACGUUUCCCCCGUGACUCAGGACAUCCAGACCAUCCUCACAACCACCACGAGCACCGGCGACCUCCUCGUGAAGAGCCAGGCUUCCCGCUGAGAUCACCUGCACCACUCUUUACUGAGCCUCCACCCCCAAGAGGCACUGAUCCAGGAUUCCUGCAGGACAGGCCCAGGCAACUCUUUGGACCACAGCACCAGCCUGGUGGACGCCAGUCCCAUCAUGGCCCACCCCAAGAUGAGCCUCCACACCAGCAGAGGCCUCCACCUCACCUCCUGCCCCCAACACACCACCCACCUCCUCCAUUGCCACAUCCAAAUCACCCACCUCCCCACACACAUCACCCACCACCACACCAUCCUCAGUCAUCUCCAACUUCAUCACACCAUCCCCACAAUCAGCCACCUCCACAUCACCAUCACCGCAUUGAAACUGUCCAUCAUCAGCCUCCUCCAAUUCCUCCACCUCAUCACCAUCACUCUGACCUCUCACAGCCACCACCCCUGCCUCACCACGGCCUCCCACCAAACACCUCCCGCCCUCCUCAGGACCCACACACAUCUCCCCAACCAGACUUUCCACCUCACAGAGACCACCACCCUCACCACCACCAGAACCAGUACCCACCCCAGCCAGACGCGUUUCCCCCACGAGUGCCCCCGCCAGCCCUGCCCCACGGUAAGGAGAGCCGCCACCAUGACUAUGGGUCCGAGGGGCGGUAUGGAGAACCCCCUCCGUGGGAAAGCCGCCAGCAGGGCUACAAGGAUUAUGAAGACAAUUACAGGGAACCGUACGAAGAUGAUUAUUACCGUAAGGAUCACCAUUAUGACAGCCAUGGGUACCAAGACCACUACAGACAGAGCGAUGACGCAUAUGAAGACCCUGACCAGCGUUACAGGGAGGACUACCAGAAGCAUCGCCAGCAGCAUCAACAAAACCAGCAGCACCAACAUCAGCACCAGCACCACCAGCAGCAGGAGUACCCAGAGGACCACUACCACCAUGAGGAGUACAAUAACAGCAAUUACAGGGAGAAGUACCAGGAGACCCCAGAGUACGAGCAGCCAAAGAGACCUAGAGAUGUUAAGAGUCGCCUUGGUGGUCGCCUGGAUGUACCUCAAAAUCCACACAACCUCCAGGUCAAGGUGGUGCAGACUUCAGGGCAAGAUCAGGAGGCUCCACAACUUCAACAGGAGGGCCAAAAGAUUCAAACAGUGCAGCGCCAGAAGACAGCAGUGUCUCGUAAAUUUCGCAGAAUCACUCGCAGGAGUCCACAUGGAGAGAUUGUAUCUAUUACUAGGAUUCCAGUUGAUGAAGAUGGGAACCAGAUUGGACCACAGAUUACUGAAUAUGAAGCAAGUGAGGCAGGUGCAGAUAAACCUGACAGUACAGGAUCAGUAGCACAGUUUCCACAGUCGCGUCCUGUUGUUAAAAAUUUGCGGCAAAUUGUGAGGAAAGUGCCUGUAACUCGUCAGCAACAGCAGCAACAGCAACAGCAGCAGCAACAGCAGGUUAAAUUACGAGAACUUUCACAAAUUAACCAAUCAGGUGGCCAGCAACAAUCACAACAGCAAGUGAAAAUUGUGAAGAGAACAGUUUUAUCCUCUGGGGAAACACCAUCACAGACAAGCAGCACAGGUCGCCGUAUUGUGACCAGCACCAGCAGCGCCGGGGGACGAGGCGGCACCAUGCGCGUGGGUACUGGAAUCCGCAGGGUAGUGACAGCAGGACCAACCACCUCAACCAACCAGGAGCUACCCACUGUCCAACUGUGUGACCUUCCUUCUAAUCUCACUCUGUCAGACAUUAACCAAAUGGUGGCUGAUGCAGGGGUAGGGCAGCCCGUGAGUGUUGACUAUAUUCCAGGCUCUCGUGAGUGCAUGUUGAGGUUUCAAGUAGCAGAAGUCGCUGCUAAAUUCUCUCAAAAAAUUAAUCGGAGGAUGGUAAACAUGUCCUUCAUUAGAGCCAGUGCAAUUCUGUAAGUAUUACCAAGUUUGUGUGCAUUUCUGCCAGAACUUCAUUAAUUAGCUUUUUGUAGGUCUAUUCUUUUACUUCCCUGGGAAUGAUUGAAUGGGGUUCAUUAACAAUUUCAUUCUUAAUAGGGUACUAAGGAUAAGUCGUAUUCUUUCACACAGGAUCAUAGAUGAGGGAAAUAUAUAUUUGCCAUUGUCACAUUCUUGCUGUUGUCACUGCUCUUCAUGUUCAUCCUACAUUUGGGUCUGGGUGUGUGUGUUUGUGUUUGAAGUGUGAAGUGUGUCAUGUCAGAUUGAUGUGUUAUGUGAAAACUAGGCUAAGCUUUAAGAGGAUUUGUAUUUUAUGAUGUUACAAAGCGAGUUUUCAUUUAAUUUAGUUUUCAACAUUGAAAAAUUACAUUUAUGGUUAAUAUUUUCAACAUUGAGAAUAUAGUUUAAGGCAUUGUGGGAGUCAUGUCCCCUAAAGAUUCAGAAUUUACAUUUGUAGUGAAUUUUUCAACAUGAGAAUUUAGUUUAAGCAAUUACAGGAAUUAGGAAUCACACCAUAAGUUAGGCACAGAGUGAUGUUAAUUUUAGACAGUAUCAGUAAUGCACAUGCACAUGGCGCUAUUUAUGGUUAGUAAUCUGAAGGUGUAAGAUCUGGCCUGUUUUUGUAUUUUUUUGUUACUGGUACUCAGCAAUUGCCUUACAAAGUCUGAAAUCACGUCAACACCCCGGACUCUGCCCCACCUCUGCAAUGGAUCAACACUGCCACUGUCACCAUCUCCACCUCCACCUCCACCAGAAAAUUUGAAAUGGAUUAAUUUCUAGCACAAAAGAAUACAACUGUAUACUAUACAGUGUGUUGUAUUGUUGACUUGUGUGUUACCUGAAUGUGUAAUGAGUUAGCCAUGGUGUUUAUACCACACACAGUGUUACUGGAUCCUGUCCUGUCCACAAAGCUUUAUGAAAUUAUUGCAGUUAUUGUGGCAAUGAUUUGUUAUGAACUUAACUUUUGAGGUUCAGGUUUCUCAGAAGAGAAUCUGAAAGGAAUCUGAAUGAAAACUGCCUCCCAUGAGUUUUGUUCAUAACAUUUCCAGUCUUGUGUGUACAUUGUACUGAAAGUGCCACAUCCUUGCUGGUGAGGAGUGGCUUGUACCAGGCUGUUGGUGAUGGUAUAGCUUGUAUUGUUUUGCAAAUUAUAUACUGCACUGGACCAUCAAGAACUUAUGUAAUUUGCAAAUCAAUAAGCUAUAGAUCAUGCCAGACUGAGUACACAUUUUCUCUGAAAACUGUCUGUAAAAUAGUGAGAGAAGGAAGAUAUUAUGUUUAUUUUUAUGAAUAACCAUGAAACUGAUUCUUGUUUGACAGCUUACUAGCUGUAUAAAGUAAUUUGUUGCUGCUGUGUUACCCUAAUGCUGAAGUGUAUGAGGGUCAUAGACAUUCAGGCUGUCCGACUAUUCAUGCCAUGUUUUGUCACAUUUUAUAUUUUGCUGUGCAUAUGUUUGCUUAUCUUAUGUUUAUGAUUAGUUUCAUAAUUGAUCAGUAAUAAUCUUUAAAAAAAUGUGUGAUUUGUAGUAGCAGGCAGUCAAUAUCUGAAGUCUUUAUAUUAUGAUGAUCUUUAUCAUAGAUUGUUAGAUGAUGCUGAUACACUGUUGCUGCAGAAAACAAUACUCUGGACAAACUUUAGAUAUUAAAGUAAUUUGAUGCAUUAGCAUCUAUUAAAGUAAAGAAUAUAUAUUUGUGUAAUGAUCUGUUUAAUCUGUCAACAUUGUCAUGACAGAGUCAGGAGUAUCAAAUUGAUAACUAAUGGAUAUUUAUGUAGACCUGUUGGUGUGCCAUUAAAAACACACUUGCA